This is a messenger RNA of Drosophila novamexicana, 5216 nucleotides long. It is a transcript of the gene LRR, whose product is annotated as F-actin-uncapping protein LRRC16A. Gene Ontology annotation, cellular component: lamellipodium; plasma membrane. The record is from RefSeq and is a predicted model, not a curated record. Gene Ontology annotation, molecular function: protein binding. NCBI's taxonomy places the organism in Eukaryota, Metazoa, Arthropoda, Insecta, Diptera, Drosophilidae. Gene Ontology annotation, biological process: regulation of Arp2/3 complex-mediated actin nucleation; cell migration. Bases 577 to 4983 code for a protein of 1468 amino acids. The transcript is spliced from 21 exons.
AGCAAAUAAUCAAAACAUUCAAAUAAAACGAAUUGAUAAAGCAUUUAAACAAAUCAUAUAUAAUAUCCAUUAGAAUAGUUAGCUUAAGCCACAACAAUUGUUAGCAGAGGAAAUCAGCUAGACCAACCGAUCCCCCAACGAGGGUGGAAAACCGUGAAAAGUGUGUGUGUAUAAAAAACGAAAUAAAAAAAAAAAUUGUGCAUCUGUGUUAAACGAUGAGGAAAACCGUUGCGAAAAAUGUGCGAGCAACAAUUUAAGGCUGUUCCUGUUCUUAAACGUCCGUAGUCCGGCCUGAAAUCCAGUUUUAUGCGAGGCGACUCGCGCUUGAAAUCGCUUCGACAACAACAACAAUAACAGCCACAACAACAACAAACUUGGGCCCUUUUCGCCUUGCACACAGCACGCAAUUCGCCGCCGCCGCCGCCGCAGCCACCGCCUCCGCCCGCAAAGGCCUGUGCCGCCUUGUGGUUAUUCCUGUUUGACUUCAUUUUCGCUCGCUGCCAAAUUGCUGCCACUUUCGCCGCAAACUUAUAAACAACAACAACAAUAACAAUUAUUUUUGGGCAACCAGUCAAAAUGUCGACGCGCUCGCAAUUAACCAAGGACCUCAAUGAAAGCGUUAAAUCGAUUUUGGGUCGCCACACAAAGAUCUUGGUCAAGUAUAUGGUCAAAUUGGAAACGAAAGGCGAUAAAACGGAGAAUCGUGUCUUGGUUUUUACGCCCGUUCGCAUUUAUUUGCUCAGCGCCAAGGUGCCCACAAAGAUCGAAUGCCAUUUCCAUUAUUUGGACAUUGUCGGCGUCGAGAGCAAAAAGUCAACACAUUUCUCGAUUGUGACCAACGAUCGGCCAUAUUCGUUUGUCACCACCGGCGAUGCGGGCAAUUUCAGCUCGAGCGCUGAUGUCAUUCUAACCGAUCUAGCCUCGGCCAUUAAGCAAAUAUUUCCAACAGUUCCUCUCAAAUACAUCAUUAAAAAGAUCGACAUACAACCGCCGGAGCGAGAGACAAUAUUCUCGGAGGAAUUUCGACCCUCGGAUCCGCGCAAUGUUGGUCCCUGCGGCGGUUUCAGUGCCCAAUAUGCCUGCAUGUGCGAUUUUCAUGGUGUCCCGUAUCGCGAGGAGGUCGCCUGGGAUGUGGACACCAUUUACUUGUCCCACGAUACACGACUGCUCAACCUGCGCGAUUUCGAUCAUCUGGAGCCCAAAGACUUGAUGGCCAUUGUUUCAGCUCUGGAAUAUAAUACGUUUUUUCGUGGUCUAAAGGCGGCGCACAUGCGCCUCUCACACGAGACGCUGGAACGCAUUCUGCACGUGCUCAAGCGCUCCAUGUGGCUAGAGGAGCUGCAUCUGGAGUCCUUAGGUUUAAGAUGGGAUUUCUUGAAUAAGCUUUCGAUAUCUGUGAUUACCAACAGCAGUCCAGCGAUACGUACCAUCGAUUUGAGUCACAAUCUAAUCGAGGAUAAAGGAGCUAGCUCAUUGUGCGCCCUACUUGGAAAGAUUGUACAAGGCGCCAUACAUCUGGCUGGGCCCAUAGCCAAGGUAUCGAAGGGUCUGUGCAAAUUGGCGCUCUCCCAUUGCGGGCUCACCUCAAAGGGCGUUAAUCAGAUGUCGCACUCGCUGACGCUCAAUCAAAGUAUUUCCAACUCGCUCACCUAUCUGGAUCUGAGCGGUAACAGUCUCAAGGAUGACAUAACCAAUCUGCACAAUUUUCUGGCUCAACCCAAUGUGCUGGAGCAUCUGGAUCUGGCAUCGACUGAUAUUACGCUAGAAAAUCUUUUUGGAGCUCUGUUGCGCGGCUGUGCCACGCAUUUGUCGCAUUUGAAUGUCUCGCACAACUCGUUCAGCACGAAGAAGGGCAAGGAGAUUCCGCCCUCGUUCAAGCAGUUCUUUACGAGCACGUUGAGCCUAAAGCAUCUCAACAUAGCUGGGUGCAAGCUGCCAAUGGAGGCGCUCAAGAAUCUGUUGCUGGGCCUGGCCUGCAAUGAGUCGACGGCGGGUCUGCAUCUCGAUCUCAGCGGCAAUACGCUGGGCACCCAAGGCGCCCACGUGCUCGAGUCCUGCAUACACGGCGUACGCGUGCUCCAGAGCCUGGACAUCAGCGACAAUAAUUUGGAUGCCGAACUGGCGUCCGUGCUGACGGCCAUCUCGAAGAAUCCCUCAAUACGCACGCUGCAUCUGAUGCGCAGCUUGACGGGCAUGAAGCCCAAGCAUGUGCCCACAGUCAUGGAUGCGCUGGUCAAUCUAAUACAAAAGGAUGACUUCCCGCUGGUGGAGCUGGUGCUGUCGGAGAACAAGCUGAAGCACGAUCUGCACGACUUCAUCAAUGCGCUGGGCAGCAACCAGAGCCUGCAAAAGCUGGACAUCAGUGGCAACUACAUGGGCGAUGUCGGCGCCCGGCUGCUGGCCAAGGCGCUGCAGAUCAACAAUCGGCUGCGCACCAUUUACCUGGACAAGAACAGCGUCACGCUGCAGGGCUAUGCGGAUAUUGUGUACGCGCUGGAGCACAAUCACAGCAUGCGCACAAUACCCUUCCCAGUGUUCGAUAUAGCGCCGCAUCUGAAAAAUCAUCCGGAUAAGACGGAUGCGGUUAUGCGCAAAAUGCAGGAGCUGCUGCAGCGCAACUGCAACGGCCUGAAGCGUGCGAAUGGCCAGGGCUUUAGGCUGCAGCAUGGCUUUAUGCUCUCCUCCACACACCAGCUGGUGGAUAAGCUGGUGGCCGAGACACAGGACACCAUAUCCAUAGCCAAGGGCGGCGGCGAUAAUGUGUCCGCCGUGCAGCGUCUUAUCAGCGAUGCGGAAAACUGCAAACAGCUGAUGCCCAAGCUGCAGGAGGCCGUGCGCAACGAUGCGCAUCCCAUCGAGACGAAGCUGACGCGCGUCGCCGGCGAGCUGAGCUAUACGAUCCGCAGCUAUCUGGAGGAGACGCUCGAGACGAUGAUACGGACCGGCAUCGAGCAGUGCCCCAAAACGCUGGGCAAUCAAAUUGUUAUCCAAGAUCUGCGCAAGGCGCUCAACGAGCGUCUCCAAAUACCCGAAGAUUUUCUUCAAAACUGUUUGCUCAACAAUGCCGGCAGCGAGAUCAUGAAUAAAGUUGGUGAGAUUGAGCAGUCGCUAGCUGCAGCCAUAUCGGAUCGUGCCACAGAUGAGGUGCUCGAGGCGCUAACACGCUAUCGUCGCGGUCUGGGCAUAUCGGAGUCGCCAUCGGUGCUACUGGACGAGCCGCAGACGCCGGACAUUGUGCGCAGUCGUUCCAGUCAUGAAGCCGAGGGCUUAAUCAUACGACCCGGCGGACGCGGCUCGGUCUUGCCCAAACUGGGCCUGGAAUCGCCCACUGCCACGCCGCAUUUGCCGACGAAGCGUCGCUCGGUUGCCCGCAAGGUGCGUCCCCAGUCCGUGGUUGAGAAUCUCAGCCUGAGCCACAUACCCGAUCUGCUGGAGUCGCCCUCGUCGCAUCGCUCCAGCUCGCAGCUGACGUCGCGUGGCGCUGCCGCCGCCGCUGCCGCCGCUGCAGCUGGAGCUGGUGGCGCCUCGGCUGGCAGCCACAUGAUGAGCGACAGCAAUGCGGCCAUGGACGAUGGCAACGUGGACGAGUGCUGUGAUUCGAUCACGGAGCUGCCCAGCGCCUCGUUUCAGCUGCAGCAUCUGGUCAAGGGUCGGCCCAAGCGCGCCAAGACGCGCGCCCCGACCCGGCCGCUGGUCAAUGCUGAAUGCGCCGCCGGCGCAGUCCGGGAUAUUGGCGAUGGGCUGGAGCACUUUUUCCGGCCCGGCUCGGUCACGCCCACAACGCUGACACCGCUGGUAUCGCCCACAUCCGAGGAGUGCAGCUCGCUGUCCUUUGUGGACAGCCCGACGAUGAGUCGCGACGGCAACGGGCACAUGACCUCCGAGGAGACAACGCCCAUCAUGGAGGAGCGACGACCCAUCAAGCUGGAACGCCAGUCGCCAUUGCUCAAGAGCGCCUCGUGGGCCACGCGUUCGCGCUCCACGGACAACCUGGAGAAGUAUUCGCCGCUCGUGGGUCGCAAAUCGCCGCUGGUCAAAAUGCGCACGGAGGGCGGCCCCGGCAAUGAAGAGGCGGCAGCUGCCGCAAUCGCGCCCAGCGCUGCACUGCUCAAGCCGGGCACGCGCGACGAGAAGAUGCGCUCGCCCAGCAGCGACUCCAUCAAGAGCCAUGCGACGGGCGGCGCCGUCGUCAACGAUGGCAGUCUUUUAGGCAAGACGGGCAACGGCAUCCUGCGCACACCCCUCGCCCUGCAGAAGCCGCGUCCCUGGUCUGUGGUGGGCAGCGAGCCGAAGGCGAACAACGAUCUGGUCACGGGCAAUGGCAGCAUCGACUCCACCAAAACAACGCCCGAUACCCUGGAAGAAGAUAUAGAAGUCCUUCCCUUUGGUCCAGGCAUUGCGCCAGGCGCCGCGCUGGAGAAGAAAUCGGUGCGGGAGCUGGCCGCAGGACUCAGUCGUUUGGAACUGCCCCUCAAGCCGCCCGUAAUGCCCAGAACCAUGUUGAGCACAGUCAGUCGCACGAGCACCGCCAGCAAUGGCAGCACCCACAGCAGCAGCAGCAACAAUUCCAGCGCAACAACAACAGUGACAACAACAACAACAACAAGCACAGUAUUAAACAAUCAGACGCGCUCCAAGAUAACCAGCACGAGCAGCACCAACAGUGCGACGCAGGAGACGCUCAGCAAAACCAUCAUCACGGAGCACGGGAGCAGCAGCAGCAGCAGCAGCAGCAGCAAGAGCCAGAGCACGGAUCAUGCCAUAGCCUGUGCCAGCCUGAUCAGCAACGAGAUCCUGAGCAUGCGCAAUGGACAGCUAGCGACCAAGGCGACCAGCUGCGCGGAGAGCAAUGUGAAGCGCAUUGCCGGCAAGGAGAUCUCAACGCUAUUCGAGGAGACAUUAGUUGAAGGCCUGCAGCGCACCUCGACAAGACGCACCUUUAGAGAUUCGCCAUAUACCAAGGAGGAUGUCGUUGAUUUAUAAAUCGUGUCUAUUAUAUGUGCUAUAUAUAUGCUCAACUCGACAUUCCUUCUCCCCCCCCAAGCACCAGACUUCAAGUUAUAUGAUAAUGUCUAUGAUAAUAACGACGAUAAUGAUAAUGAUAAUGCUAAUGAUGAUAAUGAGCAAAGGUUGCAACUAAUUCGUACUGAACAAUUUAUAAUUUAUGUGCAAUGGCGCGAGCGUAUAAUGUGUGUGUGUAUUGUUUUUAACUCUUU